UUCUAGUCCAUCACGACCAGACUCGAAACCUUUUCGCGACAGGGCUGCACUUGCGCGACCGCGCUCCCUGCAAACAAGAAGCAACGCCCAUCGCCAACAUGAACGGUGACGCUUAUCCCAGAGACUCUGGUAGAUCAGGUGGAUCGCGUGGUUAUUCCUCGCGAGACGAUCGUCGAGACGACCGCGAUGGGCGCCGUCGCCGUCGUUCAAGGUCACCUCAUCGCGGCUCUAGACGCGAUUACGAAGUUGACACUUACUCCUCGAGUCGAAACUAUCGUGAACGAGAACGCGAAGAUACGUAUGCCCGACGUGAACGCCGUGAUGACCGGGACUGGGGCGAUUCUUACUCAAGGCGCGAUAAUCCUCGACGAGACGAAGAUCGCGGCUACGGUCGCCGCGAUCGAGAUAACCAUGACGAUCGCAGUGGUCGGGGCAGGAGGGAUCGCGGCGACCGUGAUGGAGGAUUUGGUGGGCGAGACAGGAAGAAGUCAGCAUCUCCGCCAGCAAAGAAACGAGAACCAACUCCCGAUCUCACGGAUGUCACUUCAAUUCAGAAGCGUCAACGCCGAAUGACUCAGUGGGACAUCAAGCCAUCUGGCUAUGACAAUAUCACCGCCGAGCAAGCGAAGCUGUCCGGCAUGUUUCCCCUCCCAGGCGCUCCUCGCGCUGCACCCAUGGAUCCCACACGCCUCGCUGCGUUUAUCUCUCCUUCCGCAGGGUCGGCGACUGCUGCAGCACUUCAACCUUCAAAUGCCAAGCAGGCCAAGCGGCUUUUCGUCUACAACCUUCCGAGCAAUGCUACUUCGGACGCUCUUUCGAGUUUCUUCAACCUGCAACUGAAUGGGCUUAAUGUCGUGUCUGGUCCCGAUCCCUGCGUCUCUGCGCAGCUUUCAUCAGACAAAGAAUAUGGCUUGCUUGAAUUCAAGACGCCUGAAGAUGCGACCAUGGCAUUGGCAUUGGAUGGCAUAUCGAUGGAGGACGACGCAGGUGGGCCCGAUAGGUCAGGCCUCUCCAUUCGUCGACCCAAAGAUUACAUCGUCCCAACAAGCAGCGAGGAGAGCGAUUAUGUCGAAGGCCAAAUCUCAUCCAUUGUGUUGGAUAGUCCUAAUAAAUUGAGCAUCGGAAACAUCCCCACUUACGUUGAUGACGCUCAGAUCAGGGAGCUUCUCGAAGCAUUCGGUCCCUUGAAGUCAUUCAUAAUGGUGAAGGACACAAGUUCUGAUCAAAGCAGGGGGGUUGCCUUCUGCGAGUACGUGCAAACGGACACUAUGGGCCAGGUCAUAGAAGGUCUAAACACGAUCGCCCUCGGCGACACAAAUCUCAAAGUCCAACGCGCUUCGGUUGGUGUCACACAGGCAGCAGGUCUGGAUGGCGGUGUCGGCGCCAUCUCCAUGUUGGCUGGGUCCUCUGCAAGUGAGGGCCAAGAUGUCAGUCGUGUAGUGAUGCUCCUCAAUAUGGUCACCCACGACGAGCUGUUGGAUAGUGAGACCUACGAAGAAAUCAAGGAAGACGUUGAAGAAGAAUGUGGCAAGUAUGGCCAGAUUCUCGAAGUCAAAAUUCCCCGACCGACGGGCGCACGCGCCAACCCAGGGGUGGGCAAGAUCUUCAUCAAGUACGCAGAUUCCGACUCGGCUCAAAAAGCUAUCAAGGCCCUCGCAGGAAGGCAAUUUGCUAGCCGCACUGUUGUGGCUACACAGUUCUCUGAGGAGUCAUUCAGUGUUGAUGCUUGGUGAUUGGCAAACACAUAAAUGUAAGGUAUUUCGCGGCCGAGAGGCCAAAUUUUCCUACUUUCAUUUGGCCCUUUCUUCUUUCGACGUUUAGUCGUCCUGUACAUCAGCUUGAUUGGCUCUGGGGGCCGUAAACCAAAAUUCCAAGGAGGGAAAGAGUGGAUGAUGAGCGGGCAAACAUGGAGUGCCUUUCUGUAAACUAAUUUGGAAGUUCUGAAACUAUGGCGUUGAACAUCGCCACCUAUAUGAUUUAUUGAUCAAACAUUGCGAUUGCCAGUAGAAGAGCAAGCUUGAAGUAUGGUUAAAGCUGAUUAAAUAAUAAUGAGCGAACAUGACCAAUU
Molecule: messenger RNA, 2068 nt
Organism: Aaosphaeria arxii CBS 175.79
Lineage: Eukaryota; Fungi; Ascomycota; Dothideomycetes; Pleosporales
Exons: 5
Coding region: 99-1733 (544 amino acids)
Biological process (GO): mRNA processing
Cellular component (GO): nucleus; commitment complex; nuclear speck
Molecular function (GO): poly-pyrimidine tract binding; pre-mRNA 3'-splice site binding
Source: RefSeq, a predicted model, not a curated record